This is a messenger RNA of Schistocerca piceifrons (Central American locust), 1805 nucleotides long. Its product is annotated as decapping and exoribonuclease protein-like. Gene Ontology annotation, molecular function: mRNA 5'-diphosphatase activity. The transcript has 6 exons. Gene Ontology annotation, cellular component: cytosol; nucleus. Gene Ontology annotation, biological process: nuclear-transcribed mRNA catabolic process; NAD-cap decapping. Bases 172 to 1263 code for a protein of 363 amino acids. The record is from RefSeq and is a predicted model, not a curated record. NCBI's taxonomy places the organism in Eukaryota, Metazoa, Arthropoda, Insecta, Orthoptera, Acrididae.
AGUAGCAUUAUUUUAGUUGUAUGUGGAAGGCGUUUGAUGGCCGGCUAACUGCAGUGAAGUGUUAUCUUUGCGGCGUCAGUGUUGUCGUCUGCUGACACUGCUGUGAGUGUUGUUUGUUUCUGUCGGUCGGGUAGACGCGGUAAACAGACAGACUUUUUGUGAGUUAGAAAAAUGUCGGCUAAGCUAAAUGUUCAUUUGCAAGAAGUUCCAAGGACCUUCCCCACUUUUCAAAGGCCUGAGGUAUUAGGUUACUACAGUCUCAACACAGAGCGUCAGUUUUGUGAUGACUUAUCAGAAUUAAAGUAUCUUGUUCCCCACCACAGACGGAAACGAAAACACAACCUUAAUUACAAGAUUGAAGAUAUUGUUAAGAAAGAUGAAGAUGUCAAUGAGAGGCUGGACACGAUAUUGCAGUGGAUUCUCCGCAAUGCUCAUAAUUUGAAAGAUGACAGCGGAACUAGGUUACGCACAGAUUUUGUAUGCUUCCGUGGUCUUCUUACUAUGCUUAUUUGUACACCUUAUGAGACAAGAGAUGACUGGAUAAUAUGUGCAACAAAGUGGAAAGGUACAAUUUAUCUGUGUGCUUUUGAAACAGAAGAUGCAAAAAGACAGCGUUUGCAGGCCUCUGAACAUCAGAAGAAAUGUAUGGCUUGGGGCAGGAAAUUUGAGCAACAUAUGGCAACAGCACGUCCUGGAGGCUGCCCAGAUAUAGAGCAGCCCAUUAAUGAGAAAGCAGAGUUUUGUGUGGCUUUCCAGUCAAAACUGAAAAAUCAUAGUCUUCUGUACUGUGCAGAAAUGGACUGUGUGAAAACAGAUACUGAGAUAAAAGACCUAAAAGAAUUACAGAAGACUGAAUUUGUGGAAAUAAAGACAAGCAGGAUCAUCACACAUCCAGGGCAAUACAGAAGUCUUAAAAGGUUCAAAUUCAUGAAGUGGUGGGCACAAAGCUUUCUGGUGAACAUAAAUUGUAUUAUUUGUGGAUUUCGUAAUGAUGAAGGUAUUGUAGAGGAAGUUCGAGAAUAUAUGGUUCCAGAGCUUGCCAAAACAUCGAAGGAUACAUGGAAUGCAGCAGCUGGUUUAAAUUUUUGUGAAACAUUUCUCGACUUUGUGAAAAAUACUGUAAAGGAGGAAUCCCUUGAAGUUGUGUGGAAGUUUGAUUGGGGUCCAAACAGAGAUGUCUGUGGAGUGAAGCUAACAGGCAUAACUGAUUUUUCCAUUCUUCCCCUAUGGUAUACAGACAACUUGAUCUUGUCUGCUUCAUAACACAAGGAACUGUUCAGAGCUGUACACUGGUGCGACAGAAUGCAGUUUCCACAUUCAGAACAAAGGAUGUCAAUAUAUGUUGCUAUUAACUUCCUGGAACAUCUGCAAUAACAACAGUGCACACAAAAUAUAUUCAGCAUAGACAACACUGCAUAUUUUGAUGUCUGUGAAGGUUGCAUACUGGACUUACAGCGGUGGAUCACUUAGCGGUGCAAAUAUGAAUAGUACUUAAGUUUGCAGUCCAUUGUGAACAAGUUUACAUUGUUUAUUUUGUGGUUGGAAUUGACAUAUAUUUUGUAAAUAUUGACAGUGUGCUUUAACAUACAAUAUCUAAUGUAAUUUUAGUAGCUGUGGCAUUCUUUUUUGUCGCACUGCUCAAUAUGGCUAAUUGUUUUGGCAGUAUUUUAUCGGAUCUUUUGGUAAUUGUAUCGGAUCUUCUUUGACACACACAUCCAUAUGUUAUUGCGUAUGGAGAUGGGAGUGAGCUCCCUUAAAUGCAUUAUAGUCAGUCGUGUAAUAAAACUGAGACUGAUCACAGAAAA